ACUUCUUCCAAGAAAUUAAGAAAAGAUUCUCCGAGGUUUGUGAUGUUCCUCACGAUUCCACAACCAACUUUCUGUGUCAUCCAUUUUUUUAACCUUUCCUAAACCUUCUCUUAACCUGCAGCCCUCCAAUGGCUGCUACUUUUUUUUUGGUUUGUUCCCUUAACUUUAAUAUUUUUUUUUUUCAAAUUUGUUAAAAUAAAAUUAAAAAAAAAUGCAAAGAGCAGGAUGGCCUUGACCCGGAGCGAAAACCACCCUUUUCUUCUACUCCUCCUUGGCCACCUGUCUCUUUUCCUCCUCCUCCUCCCCCUUCUUCUGCAUCCCUCCUCCGUCGCCACCGCCGCCGGCAUCCGUCUCGGCAUUGUCCGGAAGCCACUAAUCCCGGAUGGCGGCCCUCUUUUCCGGGAAGCUCCAGCCUUCCGCAACGGGGAAACAUGCGGCGUUGACCACCAAAUUCACAUUGCGAUGACCUUGGAUGCUAAUUACCUACGAGGAACCAUGGCCGCCGUUUUGUCCAUCCUUCAGCAUUCAACUUGCCCGGAAGACAUGGUUUUCCAUUUCCUCUGGGUUCGUCACGAGCAGGAGGUUUAUUCCAACAUUAAAUCCACUUUCCCUUACCUCAACUUCAAGGUGUACCGUUUUGAUUCGGGUCGGGUACGCGGGUUGAUCUCCAAGUCCAUCCGUCAAGCUCUGGACCAGCCGUUGAACUAUGCCCGGAUAUAUUUACCGGAGAUCAUUCCCGGCGACGUGAAACGGGUUAUUUAUCUUGAUUCCGAUCUUGUCAUGGUCGACGACAUCGCGAAAUUAUGGAGGGUUGAUUUGGAAAACAGAGUCGUCGCCGCCCCGGAAUAUUGCCACGCGAAUUUCACCGAUUACUUUACUGAUUCAUUCUGGUCCGACCCGGAGAUGCCCAGAACGUUUGAAGGAAGAAGACCGUGUUAUUUUAAUACCGGAGUUAUGAUUGUGGACGUGGAGAAAUGGAGGCAGGGAGGCUAUACUCAGAAAGUUGAAGAUUGGAUGGUGGUUCAGAAACAGAGGAGGAUAUACCGUUUGGGUUCGUUGCCGCCGUUUUUGCUUGUGCUCGCCGGGAAUAUUAAGGCGGUGGAUCACCGGUGGAAUCAGCAUGGUUUGGGCGGCGAUAACAUUGAAGGGAAAUGCCGGAAUUUGCAUCCGGGUCCGAUUAGCUUGCUGCAUUGGAGUGGAAAGGGUAAGCCAUGGUUGAGGUUGGAUUCCAGGAAACCUUGCAAUGUUGAUCAUCUUUGGGCUCCGUAUGAUCUUUAUCGCUCCUCAAAACAUACUUUUGAUGAGUAAAACUAAUGCGUUUGGAUUGCUGGAGGUUUAUGCUUCAAUAGCAAGCUAAUCAAGUUGAAUCAAUGGAGGGAUUUGGAUAUUGAGAGAAAGGGGAAAUUAUCUUGAAAAAAAAAACAAAAGAAGAAAAAAUAGAAAACGAAACAAAAAAAAAGAAAGAAAAAUUAGGAUAAGCAGGAGAGUUCUACAAUAUACCUCAUAAUUUAAUGAGAGAAAAAACAAAAAUAAUCAAGACAAGAUUUUAGGUAGCAAUUUGGUUCACAUGAUUCUUUGUUCGAUGUCAUGCAUGCAUUGAUGAAUUUGGUUGUUGAGGAGAGACGAAUCUCAUCUUCAUUUAGACCCUUUGCUCGGAAUUUCAAAUUAAUUUCCGAGUGAGGUCACAGGGGAGAGAGCGUUUGGGGAUUGAGGCAUUUUUUUUGGAUGAUCAAUUGUUGUUUCUUUUUGGAGUAACUUCGAUCAAGUUUCGAGUGAAAUGAUGAUUAACAAACCAUCAAACAAAAUAGUGUGGAGGGAUGAAUGAUUCCUUCUCAUCAUCCUCAAAAUUAGACUCUAACUGGAGAUAUCCAAGUUGCUAUUAUAAAUUUAAUCAAGUUUGAAGUUUGAUCGUAUUUAUGGUGUUUUUUAAUAACAAUAUCAAGUCUGUUACCAGUAUUUCAUGAAGUGCUUUUCUUUGAUCAUCCCAGUAGUCAAAAGUAGUGUGUCGUUUCGGCCAACUAUAUUUGAACCCAGGGGAAAAAAACUGACAUUUGAACACUACGGUUCACUACUCAUUACUCUGUAUUGUAUCGAAAUGAUUGUACAAUUUGAUGCGUUAGUACAACAAAUGGAUAAUCAUUUUGGGAUAAAUGAAGUACAAAUAAUAAAGGUACAUGAUUGCUCAAUCAUCAACGUAACAUCUAUCACUAAGGUAUAAGCCAUCUUCAAUCUGCAACGAUCAAAAAGUUGCUAAGCAGCAGAAAAAAAAAAGUUUCUUAAAAAAAGGAAUCUAGGAAAAUUAUUUAUCAUAAUUUGAUGAAAUUCAAUCCAGAGGAGAAAAGCAAAUGAAGUUAUGAAACAGAGAGGAAAACUUGAUCAGAACCGGCCUCACGAGGCCCGAUGCAACAAUGCCUUCUCCCACACUUUCUUCCUUGUCUCCAGAAAAGUUUCCGCUAUUUUAUCAAUGUCUGAACCUGAUUGUGGGUGUGGAAUCGGAUGCACAUUUUGGACGGGGAGAUCGGGUUUACUCUGUUCUCCUUCUUUUCUGGCACCGUUGUAAUUGGUCCGGCCAUCAUUUCCAAUCAGGCCAUUCUGAAUCGGAACUGGAACUGAAGGCCCGUUAUUGCUGGCCUCAAUGUGCCUGAACUCAAUCACUAUUUCACCAUUACCGGACUUUGACGAUCUCUUCAAAACAGGGUUCUUCCUGCCAUUUCUCGACGGAGUUUCGAUCGGAACCUCAACCGAUUCGCCGGCGGCCGGGCCGAGGGUGACCCGCUUGAUCCCUGUACUACUACUACUACUGCUACUACCCAUGAGGAGGUUGUCAAUGAGGAACUUCAAGAACCGCUGACAAAUGCCCUGAGGCUGAAAUUUGUCCAUCCCGUUUACCAUUUUGGAUACAAUAAAUGAAAAAGGGUGGAAGAAGAAAAACUUAAGAUUUGGAUAUGGGAUAAAAGUUAAAGGAGAGGGCUCCAGAAAUGGUGGAAUAAUUCUUGAUGGAACAAGUUGUAUUAUCUCAUAUUCGAUUCCUUGAAGAAGGCGUAACGCAACACGGAAAAAGUGAUGAAAAUUGGGUACAGUUUUGAAUCAUCCUUUUUCACUCUUUUACUAGGCUCCAGAGUCGGCCCUGUUUCAGAGGCGUUUCUUUGUUGUGUUUCCAUUGGUUAAUUUGCUUUGGCUUUAGUUCAAAAGCAAAAGCAGUGUUCCUUAAUGGUAAGCUCUUGAGUGAGGAGGGGAAUAUAAUUCUGAAAAUAUCUAUUACACACGGAAUUGAUAGGAAAUGAUAAGAAAUCUUGAAAGUAGUUUAGUAAUAUAUGUAACCCAUUUCAGGCAAAUAGUCUCGGCAAGAUUCCACAUUGACAGCUUUAGUGAAAAAAG
This is a messenger RNA of Oldenlandia corymbosa var. corymbosa, 3378 nucleotides long. The record is from the annotation of a GenBank genome assembly. Lineage: Eukaryota; Viridiplantae; Streptophyta; Magnoliopsida; Gentianales; Rubiaceae.